AUGGCCCCAUCUACUACUCAAAUAGAGGAGCAUGUAUCCUUGAAACUUCUGUUGAAUGAAAGAGGUAACAAAGUGUUGUUUGCUGAAGCUGAUAAGGACUUUGUAGACAUUCUUUGUAGCUUCUUAACUAUGCCCUUAGGAACUGUUGCUAGACUUAUAGAGAAGGAAUCUGGCGUAGGGCCAGUCACUCUUGGUUGUCUAAACUCACUCUAUCAUAGUGUUGCAAAUCUUGAUGACGGUUGUUUCAGUGCGGACGGAAUCAAACAAGUUCUUCUGGAACCAAUUAACGCUGCCGAAGAUUAUUGCAACACUCUUAAAAUCAACAUUGAUGACACUCCACCAACCAAGUACUUGGCAUGUAAUAGAUUAAAUUGCAGAUUCAACGAUUUGACAAUAUCACCAUUUAAAGAUCAACAUAAGUGUCGCUGUGGCUAUUCUUGUACCUCUCCAGUUUUUCUGAAAAAUUCCUGCCAAGGAUUUGUUGUUGGUUCUGUUACUUUUUUCAUAACAGAUAAUCUCACUGUAAUUCCAAACGGAUUAGACUAUACAAGACUUCGUCUGCUGCAGGAACAUGGCAUAAAAUAUCCUAGUUUGGUAAAAGAAAUAGUACUCAAAGUCACUAAGGAAAAGGUACUUGAUCUGUUGAAGCAUUCUUUGUUUUCCACCUCAACUUUGACAGAUUUAUUUUUAGCAAAGAAACCUUCUCUAGAGAGUUCAAGGUUUUUCUUCCCUGAUGGUGAAAUUACUCAAAAUCUCAAAAUCAAUAUGAAGUUAGUUAUAAGAAAAUCGGAUGGAAAGAUAUUGUUUGCUCAUGGGGAACAUCAAUUUGCAGACAUGAUUUUGACCUUUCUUACUAUUCCUUUGGGACUCUUUGCACGUCUAUUUGGAGGGAUUUGUUCCUUAGGCAGCAUCAACAGAUUGUACAAGAGUAUAUCUGAUUUUAAUGAAAACAAAUAUUUUAUGUCAAAAGAAGCUAAGAACCGGCUUGUUGACACUGGUGUUGUUGAUCUUAGUUUUUGCGCCCAAUUUUUCAAACAUUAUGGUGACCAUAAUAUCUAUACUGGAAAUAUUAAGAAAAUGUAUUUCCUCCAAAAGUUUUUUGUUAAAGGUCCAGUUAUGUAUGUUGUUACGGAUGAUUUGGUUGUAUCUCCCUUGACACCAAUUUCAGCCUUAGAUUUACUAAACCGAUUUGAAACUCCUAUUACUGAUUUGAAGGAAAAAGAUGUCAUCGUUGGCGUUAAAGAGGUUGUUAGUAUUAUGAUGGCUGCUUUGACUUCGACGGCUGCUCUGACAAAUGGCUUGGCUCACUUGUUAACUGAAGUUUAG
This is a messenger RNA of Vicia villosa (hairy vetch), 1326 nucleotides long. RefSeq lists its product as uncharacterized. NCBI's taxonomy places the organism in Eukaryota, Viridiplantae, Streptophyta, Magnoliopsida, Fabales, Fabaceae. The record is from RefSeq and is a predicted model, not a curated record. Bases 1 to 1326 code for a protein of 441 amino acids. The transcript is spliced from 3 exons.